GAGAUGGGUGCUUCGUGGACCACUUUUCUUCAUAAAAAUCGAGAGAUGGCGUCCUGCACCCCGUGAAUAAUCAAAAAUGAUCAUAAAGAAUUGAUGAAGAGAUCACUCUACCGUAAUGUAUCAUUAUGCUACGACCCCUCAAUUGAACAUCCUCCAACUUCCGCCUCUGCGUGUCCAACGCAAGGAGACAGGGAGAGAAGGGCGAUGGCUGCCGGUGGAGGAUGCGGGGAGACUGUGGAUCAGUACCGGGCGAAGGUGGAGCGGCUUACCCAGGAACUUGCGGAAGCGAACAGAGAGAAGAUAAGGGCGGCAGAAUGCGGUCUUGUUGUGUUGGAUGAGAACCAGACUCUAAAGCACCAGUAUGCCGAUCUGGAAUCGGAACAGGAGACGCUGAAGCAAGAGUUGGAACAAUUACAAGAGGCAUUUGGCCAGGCAUACUCCAACCAGCGUAAGGUCGCGGAGGAUGGCGAGAUCAACGAGGAGUCGCUGCUGCAGGAGUCAGCGUCAAAGGAGGCCUUCUACAUGGGCCAGCUGCUGGAGCUGCAGACAGAUCUGAAGCUGAGCCGCUCCGUGGCGUCCAACGCGUCCAACGAGAGCGAGAGGCUCAACGCCGUGCUUCAGGAGCACAAAGAGAGUAAUGAGAUGCUGGAGCUGCAGGGGAGCAGGAUGAGAGAGGAAAUCAGGGAGUAUAAAUUCAGAGAGGCGCGACUCCUACAGGACUACACUGAGCUGGAGGAGGAGAACAUCACCCUGCAAAAACUAGUGUCCACCCUCAAACAGAACCAGGUGGAGUAUGAGGGUCUGAAGCAUGAGAUCAAGGUUCUGGAGGAGGAGACGGUGCUGCUGAACAGCCAGCUGGAGGAUGCUGUGCGUCUGAAGGACAUCUCUCAGUCCCAGCUGGAGGAGGCUCUGGACGCCCUGAAAAUUGAGAGGGAGCAGAAGAACAGCCUGAGGAAGGAGCUGGCCCACCACAUCACCCUCAGCGACAGUGUGUAUGGUGCCGGAGCCCACCUGGCUCUCACCGCCACUGUUGACGGGCUCAAAUUUGCCACCGAAGAGGUCGGGAGUAAUGGUACAGCCAUGCAUAAUGGAGCCAACGGGAAUGAGGAUAGCAACGGCCACUGUAAUGGGCACCUGGGAUUGGCCAAGAUGAACGGCGACUACCGGCUGCCCAGGAAGGGGGAGGGGCUGCAUGGUCCUGUGUCUGACCUCUUCAGCGAGCUCAACCUGUCUGAGAUGCAGAAAGUAAAAAAGCAGCUGUUUCAGGUGGAGCGUGAGAAGUCAAGCCUCCUGAUGAACCUGCAGGAGUCCCAGACCCAGCUGCAGCACAUGCAGAGCGCCCUGACGGAGCAACACGAGAACGUCCAACGCCUCACCGAACACGUCAACGUCAUGAAGCACCUCCAAAGUGACAAGGAGAUGGCUGAUUCUCAGGAGUCUGAGAAGUCCAACGGGUCGCCCUCGCCCUGUCACCGCGACGACGAGGUGGACAUCCACGGGAUGGACAUCCUGGAGUGUAAGUACAAGGUGGCAGUAACCGAGGUGAUCGACCUGAAGGCGGAGCUAAAAGUCCUGAAGGAGAACUAUAACCAGUGUGUGGAGGGCCAGGGGGAGGAGCGGAGCAGCAACGAUGGGAAGGUCCAGGCUCUGGAUGAGCAGGUCAACCGGCUGGAGCAGAGCUGCCACGAUUCCCACGAUAGGGUGGCGUGUUUGGAGGCGGAACUAAAGACGGCCUCAGAGAGCCACAGCAUGCUGAACACAGCGCAGGACGAGCUGGUAACAUUCAGCGAGGAGCUGGCCCAGCUCUACCACCACGUGUGUCUCUGCAACAAUGAGACGCCCAACCGCGUCAUGCUGGACUACUACCGCCAGAGCCGUAACACCCGCAGCGGCAGCCUCAAGGGCUCCGAGGACCCCCGGGCACUCCUCUCCCCCCGCCUGGCUAGACGCCUCGCCGCUAUCAACGCUGGGUUCACCGAGACCCCACGGAGCCCCAUAGACUCGCCCUCCAAAGAAUCCCCCAGUGGGGACAACGGGGAAACAGGGAGGGAAUCCCCAGCACCAGGCAGCCAGGGGAGCCCAACCCGCUCCCUCAUGGGCUCCCCGGUCAUCAACGGCACCAACGGCCCUUCCUCCUCCUCCCCCGUGCCUCCCGAGGCAAGUGGAGAUCUGCGUAAGGAGCCCAUGAACAUCUACAACCUGAACGCCAUCAUCAGGGACCAGAUCAAACACCUGCAGAGAGCCGUGGACCGCUCCCUCCAGCUGUCUCGACAGAGGGCAGCCGCCCGGGAGCUGGCCCCCUUGUUCGACAAGGACAAGGAGGCCUGCAUGGAAGAAAUCCUCAAGCUCAAGUCCCUCCUCAGCACCAAGAGGGAGCAGAUUGCCACGCUAAGACUGGUGCUCAAAGCCAACAAACAGACUGCAGAGGUGGCGCUGGCUAAUCUAAAGAGCAAGUAUGAGAAUGAGAAGUGCAUGGUGACAGAGACCAUGAUGAAGCUGAGGAACGAGCUGAAGGCUCUGAAGGAGGACGCUGCCACCUUCUCCUCUCUCAGGGCCAUGUUCGCCACCAGGUGUGAUGAGUACGUGACUCAGCUGGAUGAGAUGCAGAGACAGCUGGCAGCGGCGGAGGAUGAGAAGAAGACCCUGAACUCCCUGCUCCGCAUGGCCAUCCAGCAGAAGCUGGCCUUGACCCAACGCCUGGAGGACCUGGAGUUUGACCACGAACAGACCAGGGACCGCGGCUGCGGCACAAAGGUGCCCAAGAUCAAGAACAGCCCACCCAAAGUAAGUCGACGAGCCGCUCUCACUGCUCCCCCCAGCCCUACCAUGAUACACAGCCCUUCCUCCACCAGCUCCCACUCCUUCAACACCUCCCUGACCCUCUGCAGCCCUCCCUCCCUGGAGCUGCCCCUGUCCUCCAACCCCUGGUCGGCCUCAGACAGAGGCUCAUCCCAGUUCUCUUCCUUGCCUCCCCUGGGUGACCCCCAAUGGUCCCUAGGCACUCAGACCUUCAUCAUUGACCCAGAGUCGCUGAGUUUAGAGUUCUGUCGACUCGUUAACAGUCGAGACUCUGGUCUGCACUCUCCUAGCUCCGCCCCUGCGUCUCCCUACCGCUCACCCAUUCCCAAGACUUGGCAACACUUGUCGCCGGGGUCGGUGAGAACUCGUACCCAAAAAGACGCACCUCGGCCCUCUGCUCUGGCCACAUCUCCCAACAACCCUGUCCCUCGCUCCUACAGUUCCCAGAUGCCCCAGCCCUGAGUCCAGGGGGUGGGUUGGAAACAGAGAGGAGGACAGACUGGUUUCCUGUUUCCUGUUUCCUGUGUCUGGCUUGACCUAUGCCUAUGCAGUACUGUGACACUCUUCUCAGGGAUUGGCUAUGAGAAGGAGCCCAACAGAGCUUGUUCCAUCUGCAAACAAUACUCAACAAUCUUUUUGUAGUUUUGGGCUCAUAAGGCACCACAGUUGCUAUUGUCCAUUUCUGUAAAUAAAGGGAUUUAGAGAAUAAAUGAAAUAUACUGUAUGUGAGAAAUAUACUAGAAAAUGUGAAGUUCUAAUGAAAAAUAAUGUAGAAUUUUAGUGUAUGAGGAUGUGGUGUGUUUAAUGAGCUAAGAUAGUGUGAGGGAUACUUGUACAUUUUGGAGAUAUUUGAUGCGCUAUAACACAACAUAUUGUGUAUUUGUAUUUCCCACCCUUGGCACAUACUUCUCAUAUCACACAACCUAAUUAUUUUUCCAAUGGCUAUUAACAUUCUUAGGCAAUUGAUUUUCCCUGUUGUAUUCAAUGCAUAUGAUAAAGUCUCUUUGUAGUGAAUACAUGCGUUGCUUUUUCCAACCAUCUAUAGACUGUGCGCAGAGCUACCAUGUGUACUGUGGGCCUCAUUGACCAAUGGUGCCACUCGGUGGCCGAUUUACACAGUUACAGCUGAAACACAUUGAUAGCCAUUGGAAUUCCUCAGUCUAUCCCAGUAGAGGCUGGUGGGAGGAGCUACAGGAGGACGGGCUCAUUGUAAUGUCUGGAAUGGAACUGAGUCAAACAUGUGGUUUCUAUAUGUUUGAUGUGUUUGAUAUUGCUCCAUUGAUUCCAUUCCAGCCAUUACAAUGAGCCUGUCCUCCUAUAGCUCCUCCCACCAGCCUCCUCUGAUCUAUCCCUAUGAAUGUUUGCCACAGAAAAUAUUAAACCUUGUUUAAAUCUCUGGGAAUCUUCUUUUGUUAAGCAGAGAUGGCAGCAAUGCAAAUUAUACAAAGGAACCUUAUCUAUUUCUUCAUUGGUACAUUACUAUGUAGGCCACUUUACAGUACUUCUCUGGCUUCGUUUACACAGGUAGCCCAAUUCUGAUCUUUUUUUCACAAAUUGGUCUUUUGACCAAUCAGAUCAGCUCUGAAGAAGAUCUGACGUCAAAAGAUUUGAUGUAAUUGGUCAAAAGACCAAUUAGUGGUGUAAACACAGUCUCUGACACAGUCUAUCAAUUAAACAAUUUUGAUAACACUGCAAAUCAUAUUAUUAUUAAUGUCAUGAGAAAAAAAUUCAAGGAAUCAUUCUAGUUUGUAUUCCCCAUGAUUGAUUAACAUUUUCAAGCCAUUGUAUAAUAUUAAUCUUAAAUUUUCCACAACAUUUUCCAUACACUGGCUGACCAAGCUCUACCUGAUUUCAGAGCCACAAUCCAUUGUCCCGUCUCUACAUUAUACUAAGUACACUAUAGCUUGACUUCCUUGUUCCUUGUGACCUUAGUCUAUAAUGAAUAUAGAAAACAUAGCAAACACAGUGCGUGUGCGAGACAGAAACUGAGAGAAUGAACUGUCAUGCUUUUUCUGUCAGUGUUGAUAGAUGUUUGUUGUGGCAUGCAUGUGACUUUGUUCAGUCCGAUCUAAGAGAAAAUAUAUAAAUGGUUUAAAUGCAGAUAAACCAUUCAGAGCCGCAUGGAAACCAGUGUGACCUCCUCUCUAUGAUACCCUAACCACACACCCAGCCCUACUACGCUCAUAUCACCCUGAAAAGGACACGCCCUGAAAAGCACCCCAAAUCAACCCUAUGCCCAUGCCAUGUAGUGCCAGCAGAUGUCAGUGUCUACCAGUUACUUCUCACACUGACCUAGCUGUGGUUAUUGGCUUUUGGCUCCUACAGUGGUCAAAUGUUUUUAUUGAUACAAAAAGAGGUGAAGAAUGUCCAUGUACAUUCAGCUCCAAUCCCUGUGACAUAAUAUUGGUUGGACUUUGACUCUAUAAAAAUGAAACCCAAGGCUGCAGGGUCAUUCAUUCAUUCAUGUCUUAUAUUUGUGUAUGAUAUUAUAACUCAUCUGAUCUAAAUAUGCUGAUUUGUUUUUAGCCCAUAGCCGUACAUGAGCAGCAGUUGAUUACUAAGUCUGACAGCCACCAUGAUAGUGGUUUGUUUUUGUUUGUUUGUCUCCUUUUGGUGCAGCACAGAAAAAUACAUGGCUGGAUUUGAAACUGUGCGUAAAUGUUCUAUGUGUGUCUGUGUGUUUCCUUGUGUGUGUCCUGUACGUUAAUAGUGCUGUCCAUCCUUCUCGGGGGAUGGAUAGAGGAAUGCCUUGUCAGUUGGGUUAGAUGAGGCUGGUCUUAAAUAACGAGCAGUCAUUCAGUGAUGCACAAGCCCAUUAUUGGCCUUGCAAAAUGAACAGAGAGCUCUCUUUCUCUUUCUCUCUAUCUCUCUCCCUUUCUAUGUAUUUCUUUCUUUAUCUUUCUCACUCUUAUAUAAACAUAAAUAACAAUUCUCAUUAUAACAAGUACACAAAAUGCACUUCUGUGGUAUGUCUGACUGUAGAAAGCAUUAUUCAUUUACU
This is a messenger RNA of Oncorhynchus nerka (sockeye salmon), 5800 nucleotides long. RefSeq names its product protein bicaudal D homolog 1-like. The coding region runs from base 94 to 3261 and encodes 1055 amino acids. Lineage: Eukaryota; Metazoa; Chordata; Actinopteri; Salmoniformes; Salmonidae. The transcript has 8 exons. The record is from RefSeq and is a predicted model, not a curated record. Gene Ontology annotation, molecular function: cytoskeletal adaptor activity; dynein intermediate chain binding; dynein complex binding. Gene Ontology annotation, biological process: positive regulation of receptor-mediated endocytosis.